GCCGAGGCGGAAGUCGCGCCGGCGGGGGUACGCGCGUUCAGCCUUGAGUUCUGCCGUUUCGGCGGCCGCCAUCAUGGUGCGGAAGCUUAAGUUCCACGAGCAGAAGCUGCUGAAGCAGGUGGACUUCCUGAACUGGGAGGUCACCGACCACAACCUGCACGAGCUGCGCGUGUUGCGGCGUUACCGGCUGCAGCGGCGCGAGGACUACACGCGCUACAACCAACUGAGCCGCGCUGUGCGCGAGCUGGCGCGGCGCCUGCGCGACCUGCCCGAGCGCGAUCCGUUUCGCGUGCGCGCCUCGGCCGCGCUGCUGGAUAAACUGUAUGCUCUCGGCCUGGUGCCCACGCGCGGCUCGCUCGAGCUCUGCGAUUUCGUCACAGCUUCGUCCUUCUGCCGCCGCCGCCUGCCUACCGUUCUCCUUAAGCUGCGCAUGGCGCAGCAUCUCCAGGCCGCCGUGGCCUUCGUAGAGCAGGGCCACGUGCGCGUGGGCCCCGACGUGGUCACUGACCCCGCCUUCCUUGUCACGCGCAGCAUGGAGGACUUUGUCACCUGGGUCGACUCGUCCAAGAUCAAGCGGCACGUGCUGGAGUACAAUGAGGAGCGCGAUGACUUCGAUCUGGAGGCCUAGCGGUCUUCCCCCGCCACGGCUGGAUUUUAUGCAUGAAGAAGUUGAGAUCUGAAGCUUGAGGUUUUCUGGUGGCGCUCUCCUUAGGAUUGUGUAAGCCAGUCGUCAGUUCUUAAGAACUUGGCUCCUCAGCUACAGGCUACGCACAGAGGGUACGCCCCUGUAUUCCACGAAAUUUUCUUAGGCCUUGGACUGUUGAUAAUUGAAUGACUGCCUUAAAAGAUGAUGGGAGGCGGUUUUGUGCUGCACUGGGGAAUUGUUAGGGUCUUGUGCCUGAAACAUUGUAGUGUAAAAGCAAGAACUUUGUUCCCCCCACCCCCAGCUUUUCCUUUAUUUUGUAGCAGAACAGUUUGGUUCAAUGUGUUUAAUUCGAGUUCUUGCUCCUGAUCAUGAUUAAGCUGUGUACAGAUGGGGAGAAUUUGGUUUCAAGUUUUCAUAAAAUGGGUGAGAUUUUAGUGUUCAGGGUCCCCUUCGUUUAAAGGAAUGCUUUCCUCAUGCCAAUAAAUGGGCCAACUGCUUUGUAAGUGUA
This is a messenger RNA of Equus caballus (horse), 1154 nucleotides long. It is a transcript of the gene IMP3, whose product is annotated as IMP U3 small nucleolar ribonucleoprotein 3. Lineage: Eukaryota; Metazoa; Chordata; Mammalia; Perissodactyla; Equidae. Gene Ontology annotation, biological process: rRNA processing; ribosomal small subunit biogenesis. The record is from RefSeq and is a predicted model, not a curated record. Gene Ontology annotation, molecular function: snoRNA binding; rRNA binding; structural constituent of ribosome. Gene Ontology annotation, cellular component: Mpp10 complex; small ribosomal subunit; small-subunit processome.